AUGGAUUCCCAGCCCAGCUGCGUGGUGGUGACGGGCUUUGGGCCCUUCCGGCAGCACCUGGUGAAUUCCAGCUGGGAAGCAGUGAAGGAGCUGUCCAAGCUGGGCCUGAACGGUGACAAGGACGUAGAGCUGCGGAUUCUCCAGCUGCCUGUAGAUUACAGGGAGGUGAAGCAGAAGGUCACCAGAAUCUGGGAAGAUCUUAAACCGCAACUCGUUGUGCACAUCGGCAUGGACACCUCCGCCAAGGCCAUCAUUCUGGAGCAGUGCGCCAAGAACCGGAGCUACCACGACGCCGACAUCCGGGGCUUCAGGCCGGCGCGCGGCGAGUGCCUUCCGGAUGGCCCGGAAGUGAUCGCUUCGGAGGUCAGCAUGAAGGCGGUGUGCAAGCGCUUCGCGGUGGAGGGUGUGGAGGUGAUCUUUUCUCGAGAUGCUGGCAGAUACGUCUGUGAUUACACCUACUACCUGUCUUUGCAUCAUGGAAAUGGGUAUGCGGCCCUCAUCCACGUGCCUCGGUUAUCCCGUUGGUUCCCAGCCAGGCUGCUGGGCAAAGCCCUGCAAGUCAUCAUCCAGGACAUGCUGGAGGAGCUGAGAAAGCCUGAGCUUGAAGCCUCGUUUGCAGAAAACUCAACCGCAGCGAUUCCAGCCCAGGGGAACCAAUUGGGGGACUGCUCCUUUAGAGAAAAUUAA
Messenger RNA from Enhydra lutris kenyoni (northern sea otter), 687 nucleotides. RefSeq names its product pyroglutamyl-peptidase I-like (gene PGPEP1L). Lineage: Eukaryota; Metazoa; Chordata; Mammalia; Carnivora; Mustelidae. Gene Ontology annotation, molecular function: pyroglutamyl-peptidase activity. The transcript has 5 exons. Gene Ontology annotation, cellular component: cytosol. The record is from RefSeq and is a predicted model, not a curated record. Bases 1 to 687 code for a protein of 228 amino acids. Gene Ontology annotation, biological process: proteolysis.